CCGAUUUCAACCAGCGGUUCCAAGAGGAUGGAGCACAUGUCUAUUGAAUAGAUUAAGGUAUACAUGUGAGGUUAUGAGUGGCACGAAAACCUAAUUCUACAGUCCGGGGAAUACAAACUGUGUAGCCCAUAUACGCAAUGAAGAGUGUCUCGGUGGUAAUUAGGCCAGUCCGUCCGAAGACUCAACGACGGCAUUGAAGGUCGUAAUAAGCUGCAUGGCUUGGCCUUUUCAUGGGGUCCUCAGCCGCGACUUCAACUUUUCACCCCUCCCCCGCACCGUCCCUCCGCAUUCGUUGUAUCUUCCCGUUCGCCCCCAUCAAUUCGUCCAGUCACGCCUCACCAACGUCCAACAAUCCUCACAAUGGCUGCGCCGUCUCCCUCACAGCGAUAUUUGAGCUCCCGCGGCGGUUCCUACGGCUUCUCGUUCGAAGAAGCCGUGCUCAAGGGACUCGCCGACGACGGCGGUCUGUUCAUCCCCGAGGCCAUCCCCUCGCUCCCGCAGGACUGGGCCUCGCGCUGGUCAAAGCUCCGAUUCCAGGACCUCGCCUGCGAGGUCCUGUCGCUGUACAUCUCUCCCGACGAGAUCCCCGCAGAAGACCUCAAGGAGCUGGUCGAGCGCUCGUACUCUACCUUUCGCCAUCCCGAGAUUGCCCCCGUCGUCGACCUCGUGCCCGAGGAUAACCUGCACGUCCUGGAGCUGUUCCACGGCCCUACCUUCGCGUUCAAGGAUGUGGCGCUGCAGUUCGUCGGUAACCUUUUCGAGUACUUCCUGGUGCGCAAGAACGCGCAGCAGGGCACGGAGGGUGGAAAGCGCCAUGCGUUGACCGUCAUCGGCGCGACAAGUGGUGACACCGGCUCGGCGGCCAUCUACGGUCUGCGUGGAAAGAAGGACGUCAGCGUGUUCAUCCUGCAUCCUCGCGGCAAAGUGUCGCCCAUCCAGGAGGCGCAGAUGACUACGGUGCUCGACGAGAAUGUGCACAACCUGUCGGUGGAGGGAACGUUCGAUGAUUGCCAGGACAUCGUCAAGACGCUGUUUUCGCACCCUGUGCUGAGCAAGACGCACAACCUUGGUGCCGUCAACUCCAUCAACUGGGCACGAAUCUUGGCGCAGAUCGUCUACUACUUCUCGUCGUAUUUCGCCCUGGCGAACAAGCUGCCCGAGGGCCAGACCCCGAAGAUCAGAUUCGUCGUGCCGACUGGAAACUUCGGCGAUAUCCUUGCUGGAUACUUCGCGAAGCGCAUGGGAUUGCCCAUUGACCGGCUCGUCAUCGCCACCAACGAGAACGACAUUCUCGACCGCUUCGUCAAGAGCGGGCGCUACGAGAAGCACCCGCUUUCGCCCUCGGAGGCCGAAGGCGGCAUCGCAGCCGACGGCGCAAAGGCGCACCCCGGCGGCGUCAAGGAGACCCUGGCACCGGCCAUGGACAUCCUCGUCUCCUCGAACUUCGAGCGUCUCCUCUGGUACCUCGCGCUCGAGUCCGUCGCGGGAGUCCCACAGAGCAGCGGCGAGCCAACCAAGCAGCAGAAGGAGGUCGCCGGCAAGACCGUGCUGCAGUGGAUGGAUAGCCUCAAGACCGUGGGCACCACGAUAGUCCCCGACACUGUCCUCGACGCCACCAGGCGGGACUUCGCCUCCGAGCGCGUCUCGGACCUGCAGACCGUCGACACCAUCAAGCACGUCUACACCACACCCCCGUCGGCGCCCUACGUGCUCGAUCCCCACAGCGCCAUCGGCGUGGCCGCCGCUAUGCGCCUGAUACAGAAGGCGAAGCAGGCCGGCGAGAAGGACGUCCACUUCGUCUCGCUGUCUACUGCCCACCCGGCAAAGUUCAACCAUGCGGUCGAUCUGGCGCUGAAGGAGCAGGCCGACUACGACUUUGAGACCUCCGUCAGGCCGAAGGAGUUUAUUGGGCUCGAGCAGAGGGAGAAGCGCGUCAGGGUCAUUGCGAAGGCGGACCCGGAGCUCGUCAGGGCUGCCGUCGAGGAGAUGUUGGCGGCUGAGGGAAAGGUGUAGAAUUUUUUGGGGUUUGGUUGACAGGUUGGUUGUUUAUGUUGGGCUUGGUUUACUAUCUAUAUUGGCGCAAUGAUGUUUUUGGUUUUGGUUUUAGAAAGUAGUGGUAAGCUGGGUUGGAUCGGUUAUAUCUAUCUGCAGCAAAAGGGCAAUGAAAUAGUGGUGUUUACUGGCAGAAUUUACUUCGAGUCUGGGCCUUCCCCCCGUGCCCUUGUGUAGCCCGCUACUACCCUCUAUUCGAUGGUCAAGAUGAUCUGUUUCAUCGAUGGCUUGUACCAUAUCUCCUGCGAGACAAAGGCGGUAACUACCGUAGUUCAGAGAGGUGACCAUCCGCUGCAGCCCUAUAAUCCACUUGGUUGCGGAUUGGCCUUUGUUUUGU
Molecule: messenger RNA, 2389 nt
Organism: Tricharina praecox
Lineage: Eukaryota; Fungi; Ascomycota; Pezizomycetes; Pezizales; Pyronemataceae
Product: tryptophan synthase beta subunit-like PLP-dependent enzyme
Exons: 3
Coding region: 361-2013 (550 amino acids)
Biological process (GO): L-threonine biosynthetic process
Molecular function (GO): pyridoxal phosphate binding; threonine synthase activity
Source: RefSeq, a predicted model, not a curated record